AUGGGUAACAGAGAAAGGGGAAAUGAAACAGCUGUCACACAGUUCAUCUUCCUCGGGUUUGGGAAUAUCCCACAACUGCAGAUCCUUCUCUUCCUGCUGUUCCUCAUAAUAUACAUUGUGACUAUGGCCGGGAACAUCCUCAUCGUGGUGCUAGUUGUGGCUGAUCAGCACCUUCACACCCCCAUGUACUUCUUCCUGGGGAACUUGUCCUGCCUGGAAAUCUGCUACGCCUCCACCAUCCUGCCCAGGAUGCUGGCUGGUCCCCUGACCAUCUCUGUCAGUGGCUGUAUUGCACAAUUUUAUUUUGCCAGUUUCUUUGCAGCUACCGAGUGCUACCUCCUAGCAGUGAUGUCUUACGAUCGGUAUCUAGCGAUAUGCAAACCUCUGCACUAUGCAACACUUAUGAAUGGCAGAUUCUGCUGCCAGCUAGCAGCUGGGUCAUGGAUAAAUGGAUGUCUGGCUAUUGCCAUCAUAACAUGCCUUAUGUUACAACUACAUUUUUGUGGCCCCAAUGAAAUUGAUCAUUUCUUCUGUGAAUCCACACAAAUAAUCAAUCUCUGCUGUACUGACACCUAUCUGAUAGAGCUUGUCAUUACAAUCCUGGUUGUUCUAUUCACCCUGCCUCCAUUCGCAUUAACAGUGGUGUCCUACGUUUGUAUCAUCUCUACUAUCCUGACCAUCCCUUCCACCACUGGCAGGCAAAAGACAUUUUCCACCUGCUCCUCGCACCUCAUUGUUGUGACAGUGUUCUACGGGACCCUAAUGAUUGUGUAUCUGCUGCCCAAAACCAACACACUCAGAGACCUCAACAAAGUGUUCUCUGUCUUCUACACAAUCCUGACCCCUAUGACCAAUCCCUUCAUAUACAGCCUGAGGAACAAAAAGGUGAUGGAGGCACUGAGAAAAAUUGUCUGUAAAUGUGCAGAUUUUACAAGAAUUCCCAACUGA
This is a messenger RNA of Chelonia mydas (Green sea turtle), 948 nucleotides long. Its product is annotated as olfactory receptor 11A1-like. The record is from RefSeq and is a predicted model, not a curated record. Bases 1 to 948 code for a protein of 315 amino acids. Gene Ontology annotation, biological process: G protein-coupled receptor signaling pathway. Gene Ontology annotation, molecular function: G protein-coupled receptor activity; olfactory receptor activity. The transcript has a single exon. NCBI's taxonomy places the organism in Eukaryota, Metazoa, Chordata, Testudines, Cheloniidae. Gene Ontology annotation, cellular component: membrane.